AUGGAAACAGAUAUAGAUCCCGCUGAGGCGGGUCAUGAGGAGAUCCGGCUCCUCGUAGGUGAUGUUGUUGAAUCAUCCAAAGUACCUGCCAAAACACGCGCAACCAGCAUCAAACCCACUAUCACCAACCUCACUUCUCUCUGCUACGAAUGGGGUCUUUUACCUGAGACUCUUGACCAUCUCAUUAACCUUGUUACCACGCCAAAUCACCUUGAUCAAGCAAGUCAAGCUGCCAUCAUCAGAAAUCUCUACCCAGCCGCACCCGUUUCCCGAGAAUCCACUCUUCUGGUCAUCUCUUGCCUCGGUCACGGGGCUCUCAAGCCGUCUCUAACUCUUCAAGCGGCUCUUCUCAAGUGGCUCAUCACAGUCCACCACACACUGGAGUCACCGCAGGUACUCUCACAGGUGUAUCCUGUUCUUUUCAACCUCCUCGACACCGCAGCCACUCGACCUAAUUUAAGCCAUCUUCUUGCUCUUAUCACACGACGAAAACAUGUUCGACCUUUCCGAAUUCAAGCCUUACUUAAUCUCUCAAGACAAACAGGAAACGAUCCUUGCUUAAUCGGUCUUUUGAGAGUAUUUAAGGAUUAUUACCCCGAGGUUAUUGUUGGGGAAGCUGUUCGAGGCAAAGCAUCCUCCUUCAAGCUUCCUGAUCCCCAAUGGCGAGAAAGGCUGGACGAGAUCCAAGAGGCACACUACCAUAAAUCCCAAGGCGGCCCAUCACAACCUCGCGAUGGCUUCCGCGUCCAUCGCCCUAUCGGCCGCAGUGCCAGAAACAAGGUCGUUCCGUUAGUUCACACAUCUCAUGCAACAGAGGAUGCGGUCACACUGGAAGAAAUCGAGAAUGCUACCGGCUUCGUCAAGAAUCUCGACAAACUGGAGCUACCUAACCAGCUAAUAGCCGUUUUGGCAGAUCCACUGCUGCAAAAACUCAUGCUUCUGAAGCCAGGUUAUGAGUCCGAGCAGAGGAUGUCAAACUGGCUCAAUGCAGUUCUCCAAGAUGUCUAUGAUGGUGACGCGGAUGAGGCCACUUUCUUUGAUAUGUUGGACAUUCUCCGAGACUAUGUCGUGUCUACCAAGCAUCUACCCCCUCUCCUCCUCAACUUCUUUGUGCGCUUUCUUCCACUUUGGGAUGGCUCUGGGCGUCGCGACUCUAUGUUUGAGAUCUUGUCAUACUCCCCGUUGCUGGAUUUCCAAGAACUGUAUAAACAUGUUUUGCAGCCCCUUGAGGCUGCAACGCUUGAUAGCACCCCAGAAUCUCAACUCGCCCUCCUCGCUCUGUACAAGAACCUCCUCCAUCACUGGACGGUCGUACUUGGAUCCAGUGACCCGGUGCCAGACAAUGCUAGCGGUAGUGUUACGGCUUUGGUCCGCCACGUUAAUACCCUGACCCUCAGUCUCGUCCAAACAUCCACUUCUGUCUCGGCCCGUUCAGCUAUCCUCGACUUUUACGAGCAAAACGCCCGGCUUGUCAGCCACGAGACGCUCAAGCACCAUAUCCGUAUUGAGCUUCCCCCCUCCUUCCUGAUAUACAUACUCUUCUUUAGUAGCUCUGCCGCUAUCACGUCACGGAUCUGUGCCAUCCUUGCCUUGUACAAGAAGGGUUUCGAGAUGGCUAUGUUCACCAAGCCGCGCCGUGACGGAAGCAACCGUGUAGACUCGUCGUCGUAUAAUAAGGUUUUCGUCAGCUUGUUCAACGGUUACCUCAUGGAUAUAUGCAACUGCUUCUGGCGCGGUCGGGCGUUUACCGACAGUGACCCCAACGCCCAUGGCUGUAUGAUUCCACGGAGUCUAGUGCCCAAGCUGUCAUCGUAUGUGAUUUCCGUGGAGAAAUCACACACCUUAACAUCCCUCUUCUCACUCUCAUACUCGCCACUUCUGUGCCUGCAGAGCACAAGGUGUAUACAGGACCUUGAAAGCUCUGAGAUAGAUGACCAUACAUCUUUGCGCGUCAGACACGAGGGACCACCGACACAAAGUAGUCUUGGGCAGCUAGCGAGCUCAGGGGGCAUACGGGUCUCCUGGCAGGAUUACAGGAUUAAGGUGCUCGAAACACUGUCCGCCAAGGAACUCGCAGGUAUCACGGACCUGCUGAAGAACACGAUGACAGUGCUGAGGAAAUUAAUAGACGGCGAAGGAAACACUAAACCAACUGCGACGCAAUGA
This is a messenger RNA of Fusarium sp. VM40, 2166 nucleotides long. The record is from the annotation of a GenBank genome assembly. Lineage: Eukaryota; Fungi; Ascomycota; Sordariomycetes; Hypocreales; Nectriaceae.